This is a messenger RNA of Hirundo rustica (Barn swallow), 2575 nucleotides long. RefSeq names its product ADP ribosylation factor like GTPase 11 (gene ARL11). The transcript has a single exon. NCBI's taxonomy places the organism in Eukaryota, Metazoa, Chordata, Aves, Passeriformes, Hirundinidae. The record is from RefSeq and is a predicted model, not a curated record. Gene Ontology annotation, biological process: vesicle-mediated transport; intracellular protein transport. Bases 430 to 1035 code for a protein of 201 amino acids. Gene Ontology annotation, molecular function: GTP binding; GTPase activity. Gene Ontology annotation, cellular component: cytoplasm.
CCUGCCGGGGGUGGAUUUCUCCUGGACAAGCCAAUGAACGGGAGCUCAUUUAUUUAUGUAUGUGGCUAGGAGGAAACUUGCUCCACAGUUUCCCCACCUCUUCCUGCAAAACGUUAGCUCUCUUUUGCACCAAUCACUUCGGGUCCCGAAUGAAAAGAAGCGAGUGGCAGCGGAGCCGGGGUGUUCAAAGUGCUGUUCUGAACAUCACUCCCUGGCUCUGCUGCACAUCAUAAAUAAUCGCUCUCACCUCAUCUGAGCUACGGAGGGAAAAGCCGGCUGCCCGCGCCUGCCUUCAGCAAACCUAAGGUGCUCUUUCGGAGAGGCAGGACUGAGCUCCCUGUUAAUGACUGACAUCAUCGAGGAAAUAGCUUGCUCGCUUUUUUGGCUGCAUUCCCCCCAACACGCACACACAGCUGCGGCAGUAUCUUGAUGGGAAAGCUGAUCUCCAAAGGCUGGCGGAAAAGAGAUGCUCGAGUUAUCAUGCUGGGGCUCGACUUCGCUGGCAAAUCCACGCUUCUGUACAAACUAAAGAGCGGCCGGGCUGUGGAGACCUGCCCCACGGUGGGAUUCAACGUGGAGUCUCUGAAAACGCCCUGUGGCAUAUCCUUCACCCUCUGGGAUGUCGGCGGACAAGAGAGCCUGCGGGCCAGCUGGCCGAACUACCUGGAGGACAUCGACGCCCUCAUCUUCGUGCUCGACAGCGCGGACGCGGCCCGGCUGGCCGAAGCGACGGCAGAGCUGGAGGAGGCCCUGAGCCAGCCCGGCAUGGCCGGAGUCCCUGUGCUCCUCCUGGCCAACAAGCAGGACGCGCCGGGAGCGCUGGCGCCUGCCGAGCUGGGGGAGAUGCUGCGGCUGGGGCGGCUGGCAGGGCACCGCUGGAUGCUGCGGGGGUGCAGCGCCCACACUGGCCACGGCCUGCAGGAGGUCCUGGCCAUCCUGGGAAUACUGCUGCGGGGCUCGGAGCAGAGCUCCCUGUCCCAGGAGCAGCCCAUCACGGGGCUGGCAGAGAGGAGGCAAGCUCCAGAGCAAACCUGAGCCUCACACGGUCCCUUCCCGCUCACUGCUGCCGGAGGGUUUGUCACGGAGGAUUCCAGCCUCCAGGCACUCCCUACAAGGAGCAGAGCUGCAGCUGGCACACGCUGUGAAACACCCAGCUCCUCACCGCCAAAACCCACCGGGAGGGUCUCUGAGCGAAUCUUCCAUCGUGGGGCAGUUUUGGCCGCAUCUCUUGGACUCUCAUCUUGGCUGCUUGUCCCACUGUCACCAUGUUCCACUCAUCCACUGCGCUUGUGUGUCCAGAGGUUCAGCAAGAACGCUUUGGAACACUUUGGAAUUGUAACAGAGAUGGGUGCAAGGGACAGACGUUUUCUUCCUUCUGCAGCUCCCAGUCCAGAUGCAUCUAUCCAGAUGGGGUGAUCUCCACAUGGGGGGAGCUUGGAUGUGCCCGUGCUGCCUCUCAGCACAAAUCACACGCUCAGGAGUUCAAAUGGCCAAGCAGCUGCUUGGUUUUAGUGUGGCAUCUACAGGUAUAAUAAUCUCCAAGCCAUGGAAGCAAGCUGGGAUUUAAUGGUGUAAUGCAGUUUAAGGAUGUGUGUACAUUAAUGCAUGCAUUUCUUCCAAUGGUUCUUUCUCCAUUCAUCAUUUUUAUCAAAGAAUUAUUUCAUGAAAAUGGUCCCCCGUUUUCCUUGGAUUAUAUUUAAAUAAGAAGAAUUUAUUAUAUACUAUUAAAAAUAUGUUUCUUUAAAUAUAAAGAAAUCAGACCUGGCUUUUAAGAUGCUUGGAAAUACGUCUCCAUGGCCAGUCUGCCUCUGAAUAUCCUCGUGGUGGCCUGAACAGCCAAGACAAAACCCUGCCUCUCAGACUUUUGAAACUGCAUGGGACCACUCCACAUGCAUUUGUUGGCAACCACAGGCACCAUGGGCACAGGCAGGUUGGUGGCCAAAGGUCUCUCCACUCCCAGCUGUGUCCAGGGCAAAUGAAAACAACCCUGGCAGCUCAGAACAGGACCAGGUCCCAUGUGGCAGUGAUGGUCUUUGUCCAAUCCUGCUGAACCUACCAUUGAAAAGACCUAUGAAGGGUGUGCCUGGGGGCUUCCUGCAUCCAAGAUUCUGUUAUCCAGAGUUAAAAUUAAAAUAUUUCAUAGUAGUCCCUGCUUCAUUAUGAAAUGAAUGGGGGAAGAGGAGAGAUAGGAUACAAAUUUUUUAUUCCUAUUUUCCAUUUCUGUUUCUAUUCAGAAAUCAGCUGCUUUCAAGGAACAGCAUACUGAGCUUAGAAAUACCAAGGAGAAAUACAUGGCAAAAUCCUCAUCUGCUCAUACCAGAGCAUUUUACAGUUGUUAAAGAACUAAUUGUCCAGCUGUUACUGGUGCUGUUAUUAGCCUCAAUUCUUAGAAGGCAGCAGCUGGAAUAGAAAGCUCAGUCACAAAGAAACAGUAUCAGUCAUUUAUAAGAAAGUCUCAAUAAAAGAAUCCUUCCCAACUGUUUUUAGCUGCAUUAAUAUAGAACUACUACGAGCUAUAAAACAGUGCUGCAGCAUUGAUGUGGCCUAAGCAAUCACAGUUAGGAGUGUAUUUAAA